CGCAUGCGCACGAUCGAUACGUCAUCCAUUCAAAACACAGGCAAGCCCGGACACACACCGAGAGACAGACCGCUGAGAGACUGAUUCACCCGCCUCAGACAUCAACUGAGGCCCGCUGACCAGAACACAUCACCCACCCCCGGCUCGCUCACCUGCUACAACUAUAUUAUUAGCAUUAGCCGCUGCCUUUUUUCUCCAGUGCGCAUCACGCUACCUGCCCAAGCGAUAGUCCACGAACCUCCAAGAUCCUCCUUUCCUGCACGAUCCUCCACGGAGCUCCCCGGCCGCACGCUUCAGGACACAGCGAUGGUUGUCGGAGAUGAGCUGAGCACCGCCGCAGCGAACGGACGCGCCGCGGAUGUGGAGCGUCUCCUCCGGGCAGGGGCGGACGCUAACGGCCUCAACAGCUUUGGACGAACCGCAUUGCAGGUGAUGAUGAUGGGGAGCGCACCGGUGGCUCGGCUCUUACUCAGUCACGGAGCGGAUCCCAACCUGGCGGACAGCAGCACCGGGAGCACUCCGCUGCAUGACGCGGCCAGGACGGGCUUUCUGGACACCGUGCGGCUGCUGGUGGAGCACCAUGCUGACCCACAGGCCCGGGACAAGAAACAACGUCGGCCCGUGGAUUUGGCCAAGGAGAACGUUCACGAGAGCGUGGUUGCUUUCCUGGAGAAUCUGGAGAAUCUGUGAAACGCACCGUGCUGCUGCGAGUUUGUGAACCGGGAGGCAGAGCUCUGAGAGGCGGGCCCCGUUGCAGAGGCCUGCAGCCACGGACUCCUCAAGUGACUGCUGUGAGAUCCGUUUCUAUUUAUUUCACUGUUUGCAGCUAAUUAGACAUGAUAGAUUCACUUCUAACGAAAUCAGGGUCAUCUACAGGCACAGCGUCGCUAAUAUGUCAAACAACACAAGCUUCAAAAAAGCUGCAAUAACAAUCUAAAUGCUGUCAGACUUUCCAGUUUUUAUUUCAUGUUUAGCUUCAGUUGUGUCAUUGAAAUCCUCCAAUGACGUUGAGUGUUUUACUGUAAUAUUUGUAUAGUAUUAUAUUUUUAAGGUAUGGUUGUAGUAGAUUUUUCUUAUAUAUUUCCAAACGAGAACACUGAAUUUGGAAUAGUUUGCCAUCACAGAUAUUUAACCAAAUAGCACAAAAGCCAUUGAAAAAUGUUUUGCACAUUUUGAACAUUAGUGUCUUAACUGUGAUGCACUAUUCUAUAAGAAUUAUCUCUAUUGAGUCCAAUUUCCUCUUUAUAAACACGGUCAACAGAUCUGGGAUAGUACGCACUUUAAUAAAAAUGUCCCUUCUUAAGAUUUAUCAUGUGUUUAAAGGUGGGAGCAGGUUAGAUGCAAAAGUAAUUGGGUCGUUGGCAGUAAUGGCUGAUUUACUCUUAGGUACCAGAGAAAAGAAAAUCUAGCUAUUUGAAUUUUGUUUCAAGUUUGAAGACCUUAAAUGUUAAGGUACCGUUGAGUCCCCUGGCAGAAUUUUAAAAUAUUUUUAAUUAGGUAACUUUUCUUUGUAUUUACAAUAUCUUUACAGGAAACUGCUUCACAUUACAACCCCAGACGGUUCAUUAUCAUGUUUUUACUGCAGCUCUGGACUUCCCUGCUAAUGCAACCAUUUAAUUAUCCUCACUGAACAUUUUAAGGAAACUAGAAGAGAAAGUACAAAAAAUUGUUAAUUUGUCAGAUGGUACAAAAAUAUGGCACCAGAUGUUUGAGAAACAGUUAAAUACUUUUUCUACUUUAGGGAAGUCAGGUUUCAUCUGCACUUUAGAUAAGUUGCAAUGUGAGUUUGUAAAGUGUAUGAAAUAAGUCACAAUAAAAAUAUACCCUUUAUCAAUCAUUAGCUAAAAGUUAAAUUUCCACCUCUACGUUAGUGCACGUUAGUGCAUGUUAGUGCAUGAGAUUUAACCUCAGAGCCACACACUUCUGUUUUGUCUCUUUUGGAGUUUCAUGUCCCACAGUUAACAGCCUUACAGGCCUGAACACACUGUUUGUGUAUCAACAGAGGAACCACUUAGUCCAGCAUUUGUCAAGCUAAGAAUAUAUCGAAAUAUAACGGCUACUUUUCUGUCCAGUUAACAAGAAAUUUAAAUCUGAAUUGACAAAUCCAGAAGAUAUAAAUACACCAAAACUUUAUCCUUCACACUUCUUUUUUCUAUUUAUUAUUUCAACUCUAAUUCUAAAAGUAAUGUAAAUUCUUGCACAGGCUCACAUUUCACCGCACAGACUCUGAUAAUGUCCCAAUGUGACCUCAGUUCUUUGAAGUCAAAAUCUUUGACACCCGUUUCUGCUGAAAAAUAGGUUCAUAAUGUUGAGACAAGGCAACGAAGAGGAAAUACAAUGAGACUAUUUUUAGAUACUCUGCAUAGUGACACGAUUCAGUUGCAGCAAAUGAAGAUGAGAAAAAGGACUUGAGUGGUUCUAAAGGCCCAGCACUCCUACAACAAUCCCAGUAUCAUUAGAUGAUGAUGAAUCUUAUGUCCAAAAGUGUCUCCUGUGUCUAUAAAUGUAGAAAUCUGAUCUGAUAUAGAAAUGUAAUGCUCUAAAAGUUUUGAUUUUCUGAUUCAUGCAACAGUCAUGUAGAACAAAUACAAGUGAAAGUAUUCCACACUAUAUAAACAUAAAACUGCUGAGUAAGCAAAUAUUCCCAAGAACAAGAAUUUAUUCAAACUAUUUUGCUGAUGUGUUGGCAGGUAUUUAAAACGUUCUUUAGUUGUGUAAUACGACGAAGGCAGUAACUUAAUAUUCAUGUGCUUAACUUGCAAAGACUUUAUUACAUCCUGCAUUAACAGCAAUAAAGACACCAAUGGUUUACUGGCAACAAAUGUAUAAAUUUCAAAUGCUUACAGAAGACAAAAAAAUAUAAAUCCACAAAAAAAUAAAAAUCUAGCAUAGUGGUAAGAUUUAAAAUAUUUUCUUGGUCUUUUUAAGUGUUUUGUAAACAUGUGAUUAGACUGAAGUGUUCCGGAGAGAGAGGGUGGCGUGUUGAUGAGAGAGAAGAGGGAGUUUUUUAUGCAUCUUGAGUCAAGAAAAAAAAA
Messenger RNA from Paralichthys olivaceus (Japanese flounder), 3035 nucleotides. RefSeq names its product cyclin-dependent kinase inhibitor 2A/B (p15, inhibits CDK4) (gene cdkn2). Gene Ontology annotation, molecular function: cyclin-dependent protein serine/threonine kinase inhibitor activity; protein kinase binding. Gene Ontology annotation, biological process: negative regulation of cell population proliferation; regulation of G1/S transition of mitotic cell cycle; regulation of cyclin-dependent protein serine/threonine kinase activity. Gene Ontology annotation, cellular component: cytoplasm; nucleus. NCBI's taxonomy places the organism in Eukaryota, Metazoa, Chordata, Actinopteri, Pleuronectiformes, Paralichthyidae. The record is from RefSeq and is a predicted model, not a curated record.